Messenger RNA from Hippocampus zosterae (dwarf seahorse), 3726 nucleotides. Its product is annotated as prostatic spermine-binding protein. Bases 36 to 851 code for a protein of 271 amino acids. Gene Ontology annotation, molecular function: calcium ion binding. The transcript has 6 exons. The record is from RefSeq and is a predicted model, not a curated record. NCBI's taxonomy places the organism in Eukaryota, Metazoa, Chordata, Actinopteri, Syngnathiformes, Syngnathidae.
UUGUGAAUUUACCCGAAUUUCUCCCCUUGUUGGACAUGGCGUCUUUAAGAAGUCUGAUUGUUGCGCUGCUGAUGGCGCUGCUCUGCUCCUUCCACGCCCCGUCGGCUCCUGCGGCCAGAGCGCAAGAUUUGCCGUUCCGCUCUGAGCCAGGCCUGGUGGCCGACGACGAUGAUGAUGGAGAUGAGGAUGAUGACGACGAUGAUGACGACGAUGAUGAUGAUGACGACGAAGACGACGAUGAUGAUGACGAUGAUGACGACGACGAUGAUGAUGACGACGAUGAAGACGACGAUGAUGAUGACGAUGAUGACGACGACGAUGAUGAUGACGACGAUGAAGACGACAAUGAUGAUGACGACGACGACGAUCAUGAAGACGACGACGACGAUGAUGACGAUGAUGACGGUGAUGACGACGAAGAUGAUGACGCCGAUGGUGAUGAUAAUGACGACAACAACAAAGAUGGCGAUCAUGAUGACGCCGAUGGUGAUAAUGACGACGAUGAUGACGACAACGACGAUAACAACAACAAAGAUGGCGAUCAUGAUGACGACAACGACGAUAACAACAACAAAGAUGGCGAUCAUGAUGAUGAUGACGACGGCAAGUACCACAGGGGCUCUGUCUGCGCCUACUGCGAAAUCUGCGAGCACUGCGACAGCUGCAAUAAAUGUCCUUGUGAAGAAGGAGACACGUCGGAACACUGCGAUGACUGCAAGAUGUGCAGUUUCUGCCACGUGUGUCCCGCAUGUCGAACUCUUUGCCAAGCCGGAGGCUUCCUUGACAAAGUGACCGGGUCAAUCUACAAGACCGUCGCCGAUGUCUUUGAGGAGGAUGUCGACAACAACUGACAGCUGCCCUCUUGUGGCUAAUUGAAGUGUCAUCUUCACUUCUGAAUGCUUUUUUUGGGGGGGCGGGGGGUGUCACUUACUCGGGAACCUCACUGGUGCCUUAACAGAAAUUGUGAAUGUUCAUACUGUAUUCGAUAUCGUCGUUGGCGGCCAUUUUAUCAGAAAUGGUUACAACAAACUAUAACGUACAAAUUCGCGACGUCGCUCGAGGUACUUUGUAAUGACCUUUGACUGCGUGUGUUCCGUUUAUUACUUGGAGCACUCAAAUAUCUGGUGAUGUGUUGAACAGUGAAAAAUGGAAGGCCGCUGUUGAAAUUCAACUUUAUGAAACAGGCUUAAAGUCAGCCAAUAAAGCAAUUCUACAUCGUUUGUAUUGUCUCGUUAAUUUCAAGGUGUCAAGGCAAACACACUUUUCAUUUUUUUGUGUAGUUUCUGUUUUUGGGCCGCUGAAAAAUGGAGGACGGGCCAUUUCAUGUUCGGUUAUAUUGUGAAACGUCAACGCUCACGUGACCACAGCGGUACAAAGAUGCAACCAGCAGAGGACACCAGAGGACAGUCUUCAACAUGGCAUAGCAAAGUAGAGGCUUCGCGUGUGCGUGUGCGCGUGCGUGAGAGUGACAAUCAAGUCUCGUUUCAUGGUUUUGCCACUUGGGUGUCUUGACCAAAACCUGUUUGGCGAGCGGGAGUCCCAAACCACGUGGCUUGUCCUUGUCAGGAUUGAAGCACUCAUCAAGAGGUACAGUAGCACAGUCGACACGGCGGCGAUGUUGACAGCCGAGCGAGGCUCGUCGCGUGAGAAGCUUUGAGGAAGUGGCUGCUGAGAACGCCGCAGCAGCCGCAGCCGCAGCCCUGCGGCAAUCGGCGUCAUCGCCCCCUCGCCCGUCGUUUACCUCCACUGCAUUUUGGUCACGCGGGCUGGUGGUUCUCGACCUGUUUUUCAGCGACAUCCCACCCGUGAAAUCUCUUUUUCAGCCCAGUAGCCCCCGCCCCCUUAUAACCAGCAUAGAGGACAAUGUUGUGUCGUUCUUGUCUGCAACUGUGCCGUCGUUUCUCUUGAACGAAAUACUGUAAAAAGAGAGAACCAACAACAAUGUGUGCACGUAAAAUGAUCAACACAAAUGUCUCCCCCCCCCCCCCCGGAAGCAGAGUAAAGAAAUUUCAAAUCAAGUUUUCAAGUGAUUGACAGCUGAUGCCGCAAAAUGGAAUCGCCUACAGAAUAUCAAAUCAUUUCCUGAAAAGUUUACAAAGUUCAACAGUAAAGUUUUUUUUUUUUGAAACCUCACAUAGCCCCUGCAGCGCCUUCUCCUUCCGCCAGAGCUAAACGUUGCUUUCUGACAAAGAUUUGGUCUAGAUGGGGGGGAUAGCCUCCUCCCGCAAAGGUCGCGCUGGGUCAUGCGCGAGCAGUGGAACUGCAAAACAAGUUCAAGUGUCAGGAUGGCGGCGCGUGUGUGUGUGUGAAUUGUGUCUGGGGUCCGGUGAGUGAAGCGUGAUGGCAGAGAGCACUUGGUGAAACGCACAUUUUGAAAGGCGUCGGGAUUAUCGAAAGAUACAAAAUCCAGUCAUCUGUUCAUAAGCAGCAUUGAGACCUUGUUCCACAACACACACACACACAUAGGCCGUGCCCAGCAACUGACCGUAAUCCCGAUUGACGGCUCGCCUUCACGCUUGAACACACCCCGACUUUCAAAAUGGAUGCGGAAGGAGUGUUUUGCGCACACCCCAACUAAAUGGAGUCUCGGUCGAGUGCAGCUGAGAAGAGCAAAUGUGAACCGGGGAACUAUUAGGAGGUGGUGGCCCACCAGAUGCCCAAGCAGAACCAUGUGGACACAACUCACGAUGGGAGCGACGACAAUGCGCUAAAGUGUCAAAGCCCGUAUUGGCGCGUGCAUCGCUUUAACAAAACAUCAUGUGACCAAUACAGGAAGUGUAUCGUUUGGAUGCGCCGCGCCAAAUUGUGCCUACUGUAGAAGGAAACAAACCGCCGAGCCGGCUAACGAACGGAUGUCACCGUAAUGGCGUGUCUCCAUGUCGUUGCCGUGCCUGCCACCGUGCGACCUUUCUGCCGAGGCUCCGGGGGGGGGAGGGGGGGGGCAAAAGCCAUUUCGCUAAUCGUAUUCUUCUUUACGGCUUUCCGUGUAACCUUGAAGCUAUGCGAUAUAGUGACGGAUCGUGGCGUUUUUUGACACCCCCCCCCCCCCCCGCUCCCAAUGGUACCGCAAUAGAGAUGGCUCCCGUGGAUACGACUGCACGCAAUCAGACCGAAUGGACUCCUGUUCUUCUGAGAUCUUUUCUCGGUCCACAACGCGAGUGCCAAAGCAGGAAGCUAUCCGUCAUGGACGCGGCGGCCAUUAGCCCAAAGACAUUAGCCGCGGCCACCGUCACAGCUAUUAACUUCUCCUUCGGCUAAAAGGCAACCGUCCCUCACAAAAAAAAAAUGACUGUGGGUAGGCGAUGUCUUCCUAAAUCAUCCAGUAAGCACAAAGUGGUCCAAACAAUUUUUGUGUCUACGAUUGAAGCCGAAUUUGGCUUCUAAAGUCUGCGUCGCCCGUUACGCAAAAGUACGAAACAAUUAACGCGACGAUCCGCAAAGCUGCGUUCAUACUUUGAGGAAUUUGGAUUCUUUUCGCCCAUCCCCGAGUGAGCCGCAGAAUGGCAGGCGCACACGCCAGCUCCCAGAAAAAGCCGACACGCGGGGCUGGAUGUCAACGGGAUUAUUUGGGAGCGCGCGUGGGUCGGGCCUUCGCUAUGUAGGCCAGGGGGAGAAAAAACACGCGGCGAGCGAGGCAUGUGCCUGGAUUGUUAAUAAUUCAGCGUCUUUUUUUUUAUCUGCCUCCGUCUUGCAUGGAUGACGCAGACUUGAACAGAAACAGGGGGG